UGUGCUAUUUCAGAGAAGAAGAAAAACUCAUUAUUCUAAAAUCAAUGACUACAUUUAGAUGCUUUUGUUCUUUAAAACCAUUUCGCGAUGAAUACGAAUUUUUCAUUAAGAUCAGAAAAGCCUCUUAUUACACUGGCGAAUUAAUCCGACAGAACUUAACUAUAAUGUUGGUAUAAUUAUAUUUCCUACACUGUUGUAGUUAUUCCAAUAAACAGAUCCUCGAAACAACGCAGUAAGUGUAUGUUUAUAUUUUUGCAAUAGAAUAAUUUAAAAAAUAUACAUUAUUAAUGACGAUAAACAUAAAAUGUUGUUGAUGUAUUGGGAUUAAUCAUCACUGCGAGAGAGAAAAUCGAUGCACGUGUACUCAAACAGAUUGAAAACAAUAAGGAAGACACACAAACUAUCUAUAAAGUGUUAAUUUAGCAUAUUGUAGUGUCUCUGUGAUAUUUGGUGACAAACGGAUAAGCUGUUAUGAAGUGAAGAUCGUGUUGACGUGAAAUGCUGAUAUUGAAAACAUGUGGCAAACAUAAACGUAUUUAUAUAUAUACCAUUCUUAUGUUCGUCAUGUUGUGAAAAUGAUAUUUAUUGAAAAAGUUACAAUCUCACAGUUGACACAGCAGAAACACAAAAGUUUUCACCUGAGGCAUUUCCAUCAAAUGAACUUAAUAUGUUCUAUGUAGAUGAAUAUUUCCUCCGUAUUUAGUGGAAAUAUUGUAUUUUGUCAAGGACCUCGGUAUUGUAAUCCAUUAAAAAAUGUGUGGGGAAAGAAUUGAUUUAUAAAUCAAAUAGACGACUGGCUGUGUCCGUGCAAUCAUUAUAAGAUUCAGAUCAUGAUCUAUAUAUUAUGAUGGUGCUGGGAUAAUUGUUUCCCGCUGAAUCUACGAUCUAGGGAUUCUAUUUAUUUCCGAAUUAAUUCUGGAUGUUAAAAUAAUCGCCGUAAGUACAAUUAAAAAUACAUUUGAUUUCUUCCAACAUAACUAACAUAUAUCAAGAAAUUGCUUAGCACUUGGUUUCCGUGAAACUCAUACGAGUAUCUUUUGGUUAUCAGCAACAUUUCAGAUAGGGAUUAUUAACUGCAUAUUGCUUAUGCUGAAUACUAUUGAAAUGGAAUAAUUCACUUUUCAUUCGAGUAACAAUCAACAACCGUUACAUUAUAACAUUAUUGUGAAAUGAUACUUGAAAUAUUGGAAACAAUGGCUUCAACCGAAAAAUUACCAAUUUUCAUAGAUGCAGUGGAAGUUUCGUCAACAAGUACUUCGUCAGUUGAAAUACUAUGGAGAGCAAAUCCUGAUACUGUGUCAAAUGUUCUGGGAUACCGUGUUCAUUACCAGAAGAUUGCUAGUUCCUACAUCCAGUAUGGACCUCACCUGUCACCAACUAUCCAUUCUUACACCGUUCACAAUUUAGUAGCUGACACUUAUUAUAGACUAUGUUUAAUGAUGUUAAGAAACGAUACAGCAACGUUACAAAAAUGUGUUGACGCUUCAACGCGAAGUUGGCACAUCCCCGUUUCUAUUGGAAGUAGUAUAGGUGCAGUGCUGGCUCUUUCUAUGAUUGUGUUUGUUAUUUUGUUAUUACGAUGGCCAUCGUCGAUACACUGGAGAGGGAAACAAAAAACUAGAAAAUAUGACAGUAUGUCAUCUCACUUUAAUGAUGAACUGUAUGACUUCAGUGAGAGUGUAACAAUGACUGCCGGUCAUGACGACAUGUUUUCAGACCAAAGCGAAGGUUAUGUAUUUGAACUUCCAGUUCAUAAUAAUGGACAUUGUAACGGGAACACAAAUUAUGUAAUUGCUGGGGUUCACCGAAAAGGUUCAUCUUCAUCUUCUCACAAACAUUCCGGUCACCAUCACCACGGUCGAGGCCACUGUACUCAUUCAGGACAGUCCCAUAGUGGAAUUCGUCACCAUAGCCAUCAAGAGUCUAGCAUUAUGCAGGAUCUCAAUCAUAAUCACCACCAUCCCCGUCAUGAGCACGGUGAUUCAAUAAUUUUGCAUGAUAACGAUGAACAAGAACAGGAACUUGACUGUAAUCAAAUUAACGGUAUGCCUCAUGCUCAUACUGAGCCUAUUCUACCGUCAACGGAAUUUUAUGAAUUUGAAAUGCAAGAUAUGAAAGAAGUCAGUAAUAUGCCAGAGCCAGACGUCAGGCCAUAUUUAGAAACAUCGAUCGACGAUGAUAUUGCGUGAUUUUUUUCAUGUUUUUAUUUGCUCAUAUUUGGAAAAUGCUCAUGAAGUAUCCAAAUUUAUUCCAUGGAACAGUGUGCUUUCCUAUGGUUUGUAUUUUUUGUGUUUAUUAUAGGAAAUAAUCCUGUAUGUUCAGGUCUAUUUUGUAAUAACGUUGUUAACCUUUGUCAUUAUUAAACCAUUCAAUUGA
Molecule: messenger RNA, 2376 nt
Organism: Mytilus trossulus (common blue mussel)
Lineage: Eukaryota; Metazoa; Mollusca; Bivalvia; Mytilida; Mytilidae
Exons: 1
Coding region: 1170-2189 (339 amino acids)
Molecular function (GO): protein binding
Source: RefSeq, a predicted model, not a curated record